AUGACUCUAUGCAGGCUCAUUCGCUUGAUAUCAGCAUCGACACCAGACGUAGAGGCAAUACGAAAUUUGCUCGCAUAUCGCCUACCUGCCGACUCGGACCGGGAGGCUCGCGAAAUCUGGCGAGAGAUCAUCGAGGGAGACUCUGCAUUGUGGACUGGAAUCCCGGCAGAUAGAAAGGAGCUUAUCCGAGGCUUCUUGGUCUACUUCGAGAACGAGAUUCUCAAGCGCUCGCACAGACGGUUUGCUUUUGCCAAUGGAUCUAUCGGUAAUUUCUUCCUAAGUGCCUGCCAGCUGUUCUUUCGCUCGCUCCCUUCGGCCAUCUUCCAAUUCUCCGCGCUCACUGGUACAACACAAGACCGGAUAUUGCCUAUAUUAGUGACCAACCAUACUGUCACGAUUGCCGCCGACCUCGACAACUCGAAACGAAUUAUCGGGCAAUGUAAUAUAUCUCAUCCCGUCGGUGGGCAAGAGGUCGUCUUGGAAGGACUGGAAGAUGGUGAAGAUGGCAACGGGCACAACUCGCCUCUGAAUGUGGCAUUCGUCAAGUCCUCUGAACACACAGCAGAGGCGCUCGAAGGAAGGAUUGAACGCGUAUAUUACAUCAAUGCACACGGGAAUGAGAUAUAUCCUCAUCCGAACCCGGAGGUUCUUUCAAGUCUUGGUCAACAGGAUUAUCUCGUUUACUCUUGCGGGUCUCUCUGGACUAGUAUAAUACCCUGUCUUGCGCUACGAGGCGUAGCUACCAGUAUUGCCCGCAGUCCCUCACUACGGGCGAAGAUACUUUUGCUCAAUAUUCACAAUGAUCGCGAAACGGCUGGCUACACCGCGCUUGAUUAUGUACAAGCAAUUACAAGUACCCUGAACCGUCACGACUUGACCCCUCGCACGGCUGGAGGGAUUAUAAGGCCACUUUAUCCCGCUUCAGCCUUUGUGACCCAUUUGGUUUAUAUGUCUCAUACCAGCAUCGAGAUACCGACCCUAGCGCUAACGGCAAUGGGUGUGCAUUGUGUCCGGAUCUAUGGUUCAAACAAGAGUGGUUUCGGUGCCAACGAUGUGAGGCAGGCCCUGGAACAGAUUAUUGCGUCUACGAGUACAGCAGAUUAG
Molecule: messenger RNA, 1104 nt
Organism: Serendipita indica DSM 11827
Lineage: Eukaryota; Fungi; Basidiomycota; Agaricomycetes; Sebacinales; Serendipitaceae
Source: the annotation of a GenBank genome assembly